CAGCCAGGAAGGGUGGGGGUGGAGGAUAGGCUCCCCUGGGACAGGGGAGGAAGUGCUACUCUCAGAAGAAGCUGUGGGGUGGGGAAGUCUGGAACCAAGAGAAUCUGAGCUUUUUCCCUGUUGGUGGGGCCGCCAGGCCCAGCUGCUUGAGGAAGGCCUGCUGUGCUAAUGACAAUGAGCCAGUGCCCUGCCUUUGCUGCCGGUGUGGACCUGGCCAUGCCAACAGACCCACCACCCCAUGCCCACACCUCGUGACCCGAAAGGACAUAGCUACCACUUCUUGGUGCACUUUAAAAUCCUGGGCUAGUGUAUAUGGUCCAGCAUUCCUUGUGGAUGGCACUCCUCUCUUGUCCCCACCUGGCACCUGGCUUCUUGCCUCCCCCCCCCCCCCCCCCCCCCCCCCAGUAGCUCAGGACGCACUAUUUCCUAGGUGUUCCACUGUGCUACUUCUGGGAAGGUUUUGACCACAGUCUGACCUUGAAAAGCCGCUGAGUUCCACCGUCUGCACACCUGCCCCAGUCCCCCAGGAAAAGCCUGAGCUUCCAGUCCUCUUCAGACUUCUCUUAGAACUGUGGGCACGAAUCACUGCUGUGUGGCAGGGUGGGUGGCAGGCUUCUCCCAGCCUUCUUGCUCCAGGUGAUGUCCCCAGUGGACUCCUGGCAGUCACAUCACACUGUGUUUCCAGGGCACUUAGGACCUUCUGUUCCUUUACACACGAGGCUGUGUGCGGCCCCCCUGCACUCGGGCAGUCAGCUGACAACCUGAGCAAGCCUUCCCAUCCGAGCUGUUCCCUGCUCCGGCCUGUUGGGCUAUUUAGGGAUCUUUACUGACAUCUACAUAGCGUUCAUGCAUUUGAUACUUAUCCCUUUUAUGUCUCUGCUGAAGUCAGUGUAAAAUAAAUCCCAGCUGUACUUUCAGGCCUCCUCCCAGCCCUGACCCACACAAGGGCAGGCCCUGUGAUGGAGGCACUGAAUGGCACAGUGCCUCCUCAGCACCUGCAGGCUCACCUGGCUUCUCCAUCUGUCCAUGGUGACUACCGAAUCUCCAGCUUGGAACUCCCAUACAUGGUUGUGUGCCAGGGGCUCACAGGGCUGCUUUGUAUGGUCCAGCGCCUUAGCUCCUAUGCUGUCUUUGCAGCAUCCAUGUCUUACAUCAGAGUCACUGAAGACAGGCGUUUCCCACAGGACCCCUGGCAUAGAGGGACAAGUCAGCCUUGAAGUUUAGACUGUGCAGUCCCAAGGGUUGGUGACCUUCAUUCCUCAGGAGUUCUUGACCUCAUUAGGCAUGUCAGGACCCAGCCGAAGCACUGUGGUCAAUGUGUAGACAUAACUGAAAUGGCAGGCUCCAUAAGACAUCCUUCAAGUGUUUUUGUUUUGUUGUUUUGUUUUUUUUCUGAAUAAAGGAAAACCUCUCUCCAAGUAUAAUUUUCAAAAAAGAGUGACUUAUAGCCAAGUGGUGGUGGUGCAUGCCUUUAAUCCUGGCCGAGGCAAAGGCAGGCGGAUCUCUGUGAGUUCGAGGCCAGCCUGGUCUACAGAGUGAGUUCCAGGACAGCCAAGGCAACACAGAAAAACCCUGCCCCCCCACUCCAAGAAGGGACUCAUGCAAAUACAUAAUGAACAGUUUUUAUUUAACUCAUUUGAUCAUGGUAGGAAUUUGAAAAAGGGAAUGUUGCAGUCAGCCCAGCAGUGACCCGGAGAAUUUGUUGCUAGCUAAAACAAGCAACUGUCUAUUGUUCCUCAAGACACAGAUGCAGUCUUCAGUGUGAGGACUUGUUCCGUUUUGAUUUUGAUGAACCAGGCUCAACUGUUAGCUAGGCUGGCCUUGAGCUCAGGAGCCUCCAACCUCCAUCUCCUUGGGGUAAUCUUUUAAUUACCAAAAGCCAACGGUGGCAUAUUCUGCACACAAUCAAAUCGCCUAACCCUGCAGCAAGCCUGCUAAUCUGGAAAGGCAGGCCAUCUCCAUCUUGAGUUUGUGAUCAGUUUGUUUGCGCCAUCAAGGCUCGCUGUGCAAUGGGAAGGUCAUUGUCACUCUGUGCUAUGGGGAGCCACACCAGUUUGUCGAUGCGUAUUAAGAAUGUAAAACUUGCUGGGCAAUGGUGGUUGCACUGGGAAGCAGAGGCAGGAUGAGCUCUGUGAACUUGAGGCUAGCCUGGCCUACAGAGUGAGUUUCAGGAUAGCCAGGGCUACACAAAGAAACCCUGUCUUGAAAAACGGAAAAAAAAAAAAAGAAGAAUGUAAAACUUUUCCCGCUCUUUAACCCAGCAGUUUCACAUGUGAAAUUCACUGUAUUCUAAGUGGAAGCCAACUAAAGACAUGAAUACCUCUCAGUCAGGGUAUUGAGCCCCACACACAGACCACACACAGACAGCUGCCGCAGCUUUGGUUUUACUGCAGAGGUUGCAUUCCGAUGAUCAAUGGAGGAGAAAUGUGGCAUCUUACGUACAGUUGGCAUUUCUGCUUGUUCUCUAUGAGAAAGACAAAUGCUGCACAAUAUACCAUCUCAUCAGCACCCAGACGCACAGGGAAAAGGACUAGCAGAAUGGCAACAAGCAUCUUUGUGGUAGAGAUAUGCAUUGAUGUAUUUAAGUUUUUUGGUCUUGCAGAUUUUUAUAUGGUUAAACUUUGGAGCUUUUAGAACCAGAAGUGGGUAAACAAAACCUAAAUAAAAUUGCAGUUCCCUGAGGAACUAAGUGCUGGCGCGCCUGCUAUUGUGUGUGGCCCGCCAUCACUACCUGCUGCCUCCACCCUCUCUGCACUGGGCUGACAUUCUAGGCCUGACAUUUUCAUCCAGAGCUGGAGAGCCCCUGGAGAGUGAGGUGAGAUGAGGGCGGAGGGCUGCCCUGUUUGUUUCUCUCUCCCUAAGUUGCUGUAGAUGCCACAGUGUGGGGAGAGGCCUACAGAGCAGCAAGAGCCCCUAAAGGGACUCUUUAAGUCCCGGGUGGGAGCUGCUUUGUGUACCGCACACUUGCUGCUCAUCCAUGGCCCCCAGAGUCCAACCGUGACUACACAGUGGAAUCUUUUAAAUAAACACUGCAGCCAGGGCUCACCCACAUUCCAGUUGGCUGUUUUAUGGAUGGGCCUCCAUAUCAGAGUUUUCCCCAGAAGUUCCCCAGCUGACUUAGGCAUGAGAGGAUGGCCAAGAACAGCUGGAUUAGAGGCUUCUGCUCCCCCCUCCCUGCAUCCCCACAUGCUGGUGGUUCUUCUUCCAGGACACGGACACACGUGCAGCCAUGUCCAGCACUUGGGCGGUCAACUGAUGGCCGGAGAGCAAGCCUUCCCACUGAGCUGAGGUGUGCAGAUUAUAGUGUUCCCAGAAGAUGGCAUCCAUGGGUUCAACUUCACAAGAACAUCCAUUUACCCAUUCUUGGACUUCAUGCCAUCUCCCAGGCUGGUCAGGUGGAACCCCUGUCUGGAGCCCUUUCGGUUCAAUGAUACGGAGGUCCUCCAGCGCCUGAGUUGUAUGGCCAUCAAGGGACAGAUGUUCUUGGUGGCCAAUCUUGGAACAAAACAGCCUUGCCUUCGCAGUGACCCCAGGUGCCCAGAUGACGGGAGAUACCAGUUUAAUACAGAUGUGGUGUUCAGCCACAAUGGAACCCUUGUUGCCCGCUACCGUAAGCACAACCUGUACUUUGAGGCGGCUUUUGAUACCCCUGCUCAUGUGGACCUCGUCACCUUUGAUACCCCCUUUGCGGGCCAGUUUGGCAUGUUCACUUGCUUUGACAUCCUGUUCUUUGAGCCCACCAUCCAACUCCUCAGAGACUCCAAGGUGAAGCACAUUGUAUACCCCACGGCCUGGAUGAACCAGCUGCCGCUCUUGGCAGCCAUUGAAAUCCAGAAAGCAUUCGCCACUGCCUUUGGUGUCAGUGUUCUGGCAGCUAAUAUCCACCACCCGACUCUGGGGAUGACUGGCAGUGGCAUCCACACCCCUCUGAAGUCCUUUUGGUACCAUGACAUGGACAACCCCGAAGGCCACCUUAUAAUUGCCCAGGUGGCCACAAACCCCCUGGGACUUGUUGGGAUAGAGAAUGCAACUAGUGAAACGGACCCAUCCCAUAGUAAGUUCUUAAAAAUCCUGGCUGGUGGUGACCUGUCCUGUGAGAAGGACGCCCAGGAAGUGCACUGUGAGGAGGCUGCCAAGUGGAACAUGAACGCACCACCUACUUUCUACUCAGAGAUGAUGUACGACAACUUCACCCUGGUGCCUGUCUGGGGAAAGGAAGGCUAUGUCCAGGCCUGCUCCAACGGUCUCUGCUGUCACUUACUCUACGAGAGGCCCACCCUGUCCGAAGAGCUGUACGCCCUGGGUGUCUUUGAUGGGCUCCACACGGUACAUGGCACUUACUACAUUCAAGUCUGUGCCCUGGUCAAGUGUGGGGGCCUUGGCUUUGACACUUGUGGGCAGGAGAUCUCAGAGGCACAAGGCCUGUUUGACUUUCACCUGUGGGGGAACUUCAGCACUUCCUAUAUCUUUCCUCUGUUUCUCACCUCAGGGAUGACUCUGGAUACCCCUGACCAGCUCGGAUGGGAAAAUGACCACUAUUUCUUGAGGAAGAGUGGACUGUCCUCUGGUCUGGUGACAGCGGCUCUCUAUGGGCGGUUGUAUGAGAGGGACUAGAAAAAGUGUGUGGUCAGUGGAGUGGGCUGUGCCAGCAUGCCUUUCCACAGGACCGUCUCUACCCAGAGGGUGGAAAGGCACCUCUGUGGCACUGGGUCCCACCCUCGGUCCCACCCUGGGAACUGUAAGAAGAUGGGAGAGGCAGUUCCUUCUUCCUUUCUACAUAAUGACAGACAUUUUGUGGUAUUUUCUAUUCACACUCCUUUUCAAACCACACCUUCUUCCUACUACGCAAUUAGUUUUAAAUGCUAAAAUAACAAAUAGACAUAAGUUGCUACUUUACAA
Messenger RNA from Alexandromys fortis (reed vole), 4899 nucleotides. RefSeq names its product biotinidase (gene Btd). The record is from RefSeq and is a predicted model, not a curated record. The coding region runs from base 3373 to 4614 and encodes 413 amino acids. Gene Ontology annotation, biological process: biotin metabolic process. Gene Ontology annotation, molecular function: hydrolase activity, acting on carbon-nitrogen (but not peptide) bonds, in linear amides. The transcript is spliced from 3 exons. NCBI's taxonomy places the organism in Eukaryota, Metazoa, Chordata, Mammalia, Rodentia, Cricetidae.